This is a messenger RNA of Penaeus indicus, 859 nucleotides long. RefSeq lists its product as uncharacterized. Lineage: Eukaryota; Metazoa; Arthropoda; Malacostraca; Decapoda; Penaeidae. Bases 24 to 572 code for a protein of 182 amino acids. The record is from RefSeq and is a predicted model, not a curated record. The transcript is spliced from 3 exons.
GCUGAACACUCACUUGAUCCAAAAUGCGUGUCGUGGCCCUGAUUCCCCUCGCCGUCGUGGCACUCCUGCCCUUCGCGGAGGCCAUCAUCCUGCUGGAGACCUCCGCCGCCACCGCCGCCACCACCUACGGCCUCACGAUCGGAAGCGGCGGCGCCGCUGCCGCUGCCGUGGCCGUGGCCGGCGCCCUGGUGCUGGGCGGCAUCGCUCUCGUCGCCGCCACCAACCGCGGCAAACGCGACGUGGGCGCCCAGUGCCUCCCCGCCAACAACCCCGACCUGUUCAUCACCCUCGCCGCCAACUCCGACCGCUUCGGCUGCGGCCUCCGCCUCGUGUGCGAGCUCGAGGCCACUCCCGACGAGCAGCUCAGCCAGGACGAGAAGCUCAUCCUCAGCCUCUUCGGCCGCCACGUGAAGCCCGCCACCUUCUCCCAGCUGAACACCCCCAAGUCCGGCUUCCUGUACGCGGCCUUCGUCGGGAGCAACGCCAAGAACGUGAGUGAGUGCGCCGAGGUGUUCGACCAGUGCGUGUUCGACCGCGAGACCAUCAUGAAGGCUUUCAAUGCCCAGAAGUAAGGUUGGAGUGCCAGGCGGGGUGAGUGCCAAGUCGUGGCUCUUACGCUCCGGACUCUCGAGAACCCAAGGGCGUCGCGGAGAAGAUUGGACUCGAAAGAAGAGGAUUAAUAUAAGCUCUUCUGAUGGAGGUUCUUGGGCCUGAUUCGCCGGUCAUCAGCUCUGCGUUGGGACGGCGGUUGUAAGCUUUCAUUUUUGCUCAGGAUUUCAUGAUGUUUACUAGUCGUGUAGAUUUAUUCAUACAUGAGAUGUUUUUUUAUAUAUAUAUUUUGCAGAAAAUAAUAAAAUGA